CCUAUUACAAGUGUAUUUAGUCAGUCGACAUCAAAGUCUUUUGAAGAAAAAGUCAAGUCAGGAGAAAUAAAAAUGGCAUGUUUUUUAGCCAAAAAUAACCUCCCAUUCAACAUCGCCGAUGAUCUAAAGAAUCUUGUUCAGUCGGUUUGUCCAGAUUCGGAACUAGCAAAACAUAUCACCUUUGGAAGAACAAAAGCACAUGCAAUAAUAACUAAUGUCACUGGAAAAGUUUCAUAUGAAGAAUUAGUAGACCGAUUGCGAAAAGAAAAAUUCUCAUUAAUAGUUGAUGAGAGCACAGAUCGAUCGACUACUAAACACAUGGCUCUUGUUGUAAGAACUGCAAUGGAUUUUAAUGUUCAAGAUAAUUUCUUGAGUUUGAUACCUGUAACAGAUUGUACCGCCGUUGCAUUGCAUCAAGCCUGCAAGGAUUUUUCCGAAAAAGAGAAUAUUCCCUAUAAAGAGAAUAUGAUAGGUUAUGCGUUCGAUGGAGCCAAUAAUAUGUUUGGACGACAUCAUUCUUUAGCUGCCCUAUUCGCAAAAGAUAUACCAAAUUUAUUUUUGAUGAAGUGUAUUUGUCAUUCCUUCCAUCUAUGUGCUUCUAAUGCUUGUCGAUCGUUGCUACGAAGGGUAGAAGAUUUCGCGAGAGAUGGUUACAGCUAUUCGAAGAACAGCCCUAAGCGACUGGGCGACUAUAAAGAAUUUCAAAAUCAUUUGAAUAUUAAGCCCAAUAAGCUCCUACAUCCAUCACAGACAAGAUGGCUUUCUUACUUCCAGUUGUAAGAAGGCUUUUACAGCAACUACCUGCACUAAAAUUGUAUUUUCAAAGUGCUGUUUUGCUUGACCGAUUACUUGCUGCAAAUUCGAUUUUCGAAAAAUGUAUGGCUCCUUCGACAGAAUUGUACUUAGAGUUUUUGAGUUUCGUUUUAACUUACUUUCAUGACUUGAACAAAGAAAUGCAAUCCGAAAAACCAAAACUAUUUAUCUUGUAUGAACAAAUUUUUUCGACUUACAAAACACUAUUAGAAUGUUUUAUUAAGCCAGAGCAAAUGGAGUUGACUGAUGAAGAGAGAGCCAGAAGUAAAGAUCAUUCUGCAAGUUUGGAAAGUAAAAUCCUAAAUUUAGAUUACGAGUCAAGAGAAAAUCAUCUACCUAUUGAAGACGUAUACUUGGGAGGUCAUAUUUCAGCUUUGUUAUUGCAAGAGGACUUUUAUCGUAGUAUGGGGUAAGAGGAAAUCCAGCAAUUUAGAGAAAAAUGCAUUCUUUUUUAUGUUACAAGUAUUACAGAAAUAAGAGAUCGCUUCCCGUUCCAAGAUUUAGAAAGACAGCGAUUGAAGAAUCUGCAUUUUCUUAAUCCUCAAUAUUUAAUUGAGCGAAAACAAUCUGUAAAAUCUAUUGCGCAUUUGAAAAAAAUUGUUUCCAGAUUUAUGUCCUACAAACUUAACUGAGUUAGAUAGAGAAUGGAGGCUCUUACGCAAUACAACUCUUCCUUUUAAAGCUGAGCAAAAUAUCAAAGUUGAAGACUUCUGGCAUCACAUAUCUCAAAUGAGAAAAGGAGGUGAUACACAGAUGUUUCCAUUAUUGAGCCAGUUCGUAAGGAAAUUGCUUGUUCUUCCACACAGCAGUGCUAAUGUCGAGAGAUUGUUUUCAGCAGUUAACUUAUUGAAAACUAGUAGUCGAAACAAUCUAUCCACUGAUACUCUGUAGGGAUUACUGCACACAAAAAGAUUUAUAAAUAAGAAUACUGAGCAACCUACACCGACUGAAGAGCAUUAUAAAUUAUUUAAUAAAAAUGUGUAUUCUUUUAAAGAAUAAAAUAAU
Messenger RNA from Microplitis mediator, 1818 nucleotides. RefSeq lists its product as uncharacterized. Bases 73 to 780 code for a protein of 235 amino acids. The transcript is spliced from 3 exons. NCBI's taxonomy places the organism in Eukaryota, Metazoa, Arthropoda, Insecta, Hymenoptera, Braconidae. The record is from RefSeq and is a predicted model, not a curated record.